AUGGGGAAUGUAGGAAACUUAGCCCUAAUUCAGCUCAAUUUCGCCAAUGGGAAAAAUAUGACUAUGGUGACCUCCUGGAUUCUCAAUUCUCUCGCAAAGGAGAUUUCUGAUAGCGCUGAGUAUGUAAAUGACUCUGUCGAGUUAUGGAGGGAGCUGGAAGACCGAUAUGAUCAAACAAAUGAAGCGAAGUUAUAUCAGAUCCAAAAAGAGAUCAAUGACCUUGUUCAGGGAUCAUUGGAUACUACUGCCUACUACACACAAAUGAAGAGACUGUGGGAAAAAUUAAACACUCUGAGUGCUAAGUCUCAGUGCAUCUGCAUUUGCACAUGUGGAUCAAAAGAGACGAUGCACAAAGCAGAAGAGGAUCGUCGCCUCAUUCAAUUUUUGAUGGGCCUAAAUGAGGUCUAUAAAAUAGUGCUAGGAAGCAUCUUGAUGAUGAAACCCCUGCCAUCUUUCGCACAAGCUUUUUCCCUCCUAAUACAGGAAGAGAAACAAAGGGAGUUCAGGCCAAUUAAUAAACUGAACCUUGAAUCUACUUCAUUACAUGUGAAUAUCACACCUACACAACACCAAAGUCCAUUCGGAGCUAGGAAUUUCAAGACACAUUAUACUGCAAACAACAGAGGUCGUUGA
Molecule: messenger RNA, 633 nt
Organism: Nicotiana attenuata
Lineage: Eukaryota; Viridiplantae; Streptophyta; Magnoliopsida; Solanales; Solanaceae
Exons: 1
Coding region: 1-633 (210 amino acids)
Source: RefSeq, a predicted model, not a curated record